Acanthaster planci (crown-of-thorns starfish) is the source of this 4425-nucleotide messenger RNA. RefSeq lists its product as uncharacterized. NCBI's taxonomy places the organism in Eukaryota, Metazoa, Echinodermata, Asteroidea, Valvatida, Acanthasteridae. Gene Ontology annotation, molecular function: G protein-coupled receptor activity. Gene Ontology annotation, biological process: adenylate cyclase-activating G protein-coupled receptor signaling pathway; cell surface receptor signaling pathway. The record is from RefSeq and is a predicted model, not a curated record. Gene Ontology annotation, cellular component: plasma membrane.
AAUCGACACUGUGUUUUAUGGAACAGUCAGCAUUAUUUCAGACAAGACAACCCCAGUAGCUUUUGGCAGUGCUGUUCAUCUAACCUGCACAGCAGAUGAUGAUGUCGUCCACAGCGUGGAAUGGUACCAGAUGCCGCUGAAUAGUAUUGCUUAUGCAAACUCCAAACGGAUCGACUCCAACUCCUAUGUUCGAGACGCUUACAUGGGUGGAACAUUGUCCCUUGAUAUUCCGGAUUUCCAAAGUGAACAUGUUGGCGUUUAUCUGUGUGUCAUCAACUGGUGGUCUGCAGUGGCUAAUGUGACAUUGGAGGGGCCAGAAGCUCUUGCAGCAACGACUUCAGCCCCAACGACGUCAGCCCCAACGACGUCAGCCCCAACGACGUCAGCCCCAACGACGUCAGCCCCAACGACGUCAGCCCCAACGACGUCAGCCCCAACGACGUCAGCCCCAACGACGUCAGCCCCAACGACGUCAGCACCAACAACUUUGGCUCAGAUGGCUACACAGCUGUCAACAUCUCUGCACACAAGCCCAAAACUAUCCUCGGCCCCACAAACUGACCCAUCUGGCACCGUGCACACGUUCUCGCCUGGCCCAUCAACCCUCCAGAGCGGAGUGAUGCCCUCGUCUGCACCAACACCUGCAGAGCCGAUCACGGCAGGAGAGGAAACCACUCCUGCUACUUCGCCAUCCGUAGAAGGAGGGAAAACCACAGCUACGACUGGCACAAAAGAUAAAUUGUCUCAUACUGAGGGCCCUUUAACAACUGAUGCCUUACCCACUGUUACUCCAUCGUGGUGUGCACUUGGAGAUGUGCACACUCUACAGGAAGCGAUUGCCUGUGGCAAAACGAGUCGCAUCGAUGUCGAGCCGGGCAAGCUGACCGAUGACAAGAAAGUUGAACUGGUGAACUUCUUGAAGUUUGUUGUGUCACAACCCACUCAUCAGGAACUCAAAACUUACUCAGAGACUGCUGCGGUUACCAAGACUGUGCUGAUGGUGUUUACAAAACUGACAGAUGCAGACCAAAAUUUGUCAGUCCAAGAAGAAGCCGAGAUUGUAGCUGACACUGAAGAGGCUUUGAAAGUUUUGGCCGGGACGCUGCUACCCAAGACCUGUGCAACUCUUGGAUAUGAUGGCAGCAGUGUCAGUCUGUGCAACUCUCCCACUCUCAGUCUCUUGAGCGGGUACACAUUCACUCACCAGGUGCCAAUUAGCUACGAUGACUCUGGUGAUGUCAUCACUACCUUUGAGGAGAGCGCAGAGUUUGACUUGUCAAAGAUGGAUCUAGAUGCAAAGAAUGUGAGUGCGGUUAUCCUGAGGAAGAUGCGUCCCUCCUACAUGAUCGACCAGAUCAAAUUUUGGGAAUCAACCGACAAUCUGCAGGCACCCAAUGAGACUUGGAUACAGCUCAACAGUGCCCUACUGACAUUGUCUCUAUUUGUGCAAGGCAAUCGUACCUCAGUGCCGGUGACAUUCAGCCUAUACCAUCUUGAGAAUCUGAAGGGGGAAUCUCGGACAGGCGAGAGUGCAACAGUCAACAUCAGCAAAAACUCCAUCUGUGCAUUUGUGGACGACAAGGAUGAUCAAAAUGUGCAAUGGUCAGCAUACGGUUGCAAAGCGGUAUCGCCCAGGUCAACCAACGAACAUACAUAUUGUUCCUGUAACCAUUCUACAAACUUUGCUGUUCUCAUGCAGGUCAAGUCCUAUGAGAUUUCUCACGCCGACUCGCUGGCUCUCACCUGGAUCACGUACAUCGGGUGCAGCACCUCAAUGGUCAUGCUCGUGCUGAUGUUAGCAGUGUUCCUGUAUUUGGGGAGAAUGCUGCGGUCUGACCGGUCUUUCAUCCACACCAACCUGUCUGUUGCCAUCUUGGUAGCUCAGAUCCUCUUCAUUGCUGGCAUUGACAGAACUGAAAACAGGGGUAUAUGCAAAGCCAUAGCCCUAUUGCUCCACUUCUGCUACCUGUCGGUGUUUGCCUGGAUGCUGGUGGAAGGGGUCCACUUGUACAUGAAGGUCGUCAAGGUCUACGGCAGCGAGAACAUCAAAAUGUACCCCUACCUCUUCAUUGGCUGGGGCAUUCCCCUUGUCAUCACUUUGAUCUCAUUUGGUGCCAGCAAUGAUGGCUAUGGCACGGGGAAUAGCUGUUGGCUUGACACUUCGUCUGGUCUCAUCUGGGCUUUUGUGGCCCCAGCUCUCCUUGUCAUAAUGAUCAACCUGAUAGUCUUAGCUAUGGUUGUGCGUAUUGUGAUCAAAUCGGCCCACCUACGUCAGGAGAAAAAGUAUGAUCACAUCAAAGCGGGCAUCAAGGGCGCCCUCACCCUCCUGCCUCUCCUGGGCCUGACCUGGGUCUUUGGACUGCUGGCCGUCAACAGCGCCACCAUCCUGUUCCAGUACCUCUUCACCAUCUUCAACUCCUUCCAGGGGCUCUUCAUCUUCUUGAUCAACUGCGUCUUCAACUCGGAGGUGAAAACUGCAUUUGUUCGCAAGAGGGAAAAGCAGAAACUGGCCCACGAAAGAGACACACUGGAGCAUUCCAUGUCCUUCGUGUACUCAUCCAAGAAGGCCACCAGCGCAGACAACAGCUCCAACACCAGGCAUCAGCCGGCUGAUGAACACACUCGGAAAGAGCAGUACACCGACCUCACCUCCCUCCGCUCAGACUCACCUUCCAGCCGGCCAGGGAGCGGCACAGCCCUCCUUGAUGUCACUCAACGAAAGCACUUGAAGCGACCACAUAGUGGUAAAGUUUCCCCAAUGCCAAUCAAAGACGUGGAUGAUCUUGAGACCAUCUGAUGGCCGCCCCGACAUGUGCAUUUGCAUCGGACAGAUAACACCACCAGAGAGUGAAGAAGUAACUAUUUCCAAAAAACGAGACACGCAUCUUUCAUUGAUUGUCUAAAAACUGCAGAGAUCGGUUGAUUGAAAAAAAAAGAAGUAUUGGUGACAUUUGAGAGCUUUUAAGAUAACUAUUGUGGUUAGGAAUUUGAUGUUGAUGCCGCAUGGCUGAAAAAUAACGUUGUCCCUCCGUACAUAGAGCCUCUUGUUUUAUUUUGAAAAAGACACACAGUGAUUGAGAAAGAUAUGCAUUAUGGUAAGUUAACAUUCAUUUCUCAUUUUACUUCUGAAAAUACUUUCAUGUACUCACGAUGCACGAAGUGAGAGUAAACCAGAUGUGGUUAAUAGAAAUAGGCCUACAUGUAUGUUAGGAGGUUAUGAAUACUCCAUGUCUUAAGCCGCAGUUAACCUUUUUAAUAUAAAAAUAUAUUUAGGAACAAGUUUAUCUGUAGUGUAAGGAGUUAUAAACCUAGCACUGGUGUGAAACACCUCAAUUCCUGUAAUAUAAAAAUGUAUCAAACUAUGAGUCAUUUUGCUUGUGAGCAAGUUCACAAGUGUGACGUUUUAGUCGGCUAUUGUAAUAUUUUGAUAUUCCGCUUUUGUUGCUCUAACCAAAGUAAGAAUUUGUGGAAAAAAAACGAGCCUUAUUAAGAUAUCAAGAUGUAGGAUUUGAUGGGUGGUGUAGUGAAUUAAUUGCAUUUCUUUUUAAAAGAUAUUUAUAUGUAGAUUGUUAUGAGUGGCAUGAAUGUAAAAAUAUGUAUAGUGAUUAUCAACAAACUGCACUUUAAAGAAUACUUUUCUGUACAUGAGAUACAAAACUGUUCAACUUACUAGUGACAAGUGAUCGAAAGCAGUUGAUUGUAUAUUGAAAGCAAUAUUUUUCGAAUAGCAUAUAGUGUAUAUUGCAGUUUAAAAAGUAUAUUAAUACUUAUUUAAUAAUGCAUAUUUAAUUUAUGUCAGUGUAUUGUAUCAACAGUGUAUAUCUUCCUUUUAGGAAUAUUUUGGCAUGGAAGUUAAUUAAAAACAACUAACAUGUAGUUGCACUUUUCGAGUUCAUCUUGUGAAUUUCAAACAGAACAUUAGAAUUUUGGCUCAUGUUUAUGUUAGUGUCGCAGAUAAAUGAUGUGGUCACAUUUACAUAGUGAUGUUAUUUCUUAUAUUUCACUUUUAUGUUGGUCCAAAAAGAGAGAUACCUGGGUUGACUAGUUUAGUUCUGUGAAAUUUUGCUGAGUACCAAAAAAGUGUUGAAUGGAAUCAGAUACGAGAAUGUUUCAACUUGUUUCUGAUUAUAAACAAGAUACUCAAUCUUAAAAACCACCAACUUGAAGAUAUGAAAUGAAUACACUUUGAUCGACAACUAAAAUCAGUGUUUAUUUUUCUCGGCCAUUAGUCAAGUUACUAAAAUGUUCCGAUUUCAAACGUAGAAUAUUCAAAGUGAAAACGUUGUGUGGGUACGGGAGCGUAUAAGGGGCAUUUGAAAAAAAAAGUGCUAGUUUCUCACAGCUUUUGCACGUGGCCCUUGUACUCUUCCGUACUCAACCGUAAUGCAGAAAAAAUAAUAAAAAAGUCAAUAACGAAAUAAAUAA